UUACGUUGAUGAUGCGUACGUUUUUUUCUUUUCUUUUAACAAUUCUGUUGUAAAUAAACGAAUGACAGAGACGCGCCUGUUGGUGAAGUCGCUACCAAAAUUGUUGUAAAUACGGAAUUCUAUUACUGAACUGUUUAUUAAGGCUGGUGUGGCUUCGUUGAUGUCAUUUCUACCCGCCAGUUUGCUGCCAGCCACUAGAGUCAGACUGUGUCCUGCCACACAGGUAGCUUGUGGCCAAUGCCACAGGCUCAACCUGCCCACAGAAGUGGACUGUCACCAUUGGAAAAAGCUAUCAAGUUGGCCUCAACAGACCUCUUGCUUCCACGUGGCUGCUGGACUGAAGAGGGGGUGCCUGUGGAUCUGCCAGCACUGAAAGCUGACAUGUCAGAAUUAAAUAAAGAGGUGGUGGAUCUGGUAUGGGGGAGACCAUCCGGUGGAGGAGUGUCUGCCUCCAUCUUCCGUAGAUGGACCCAAGGGUUUGUUUUUAGUGAGAAUGAGCACACAGCACUGGAGCAGUUUGAAGGAGGGCCAUGUGCUGUAAUUGCCCCUGUCCAGGCGUUCCUCUUAAAGAACAUUCUCUUUCAUAGAGAAAGUUCCAACUGGAGGCAGAUGUCAGAUGAGGAGCAGAAAACGGCCCUGUGUUCAACGCUGAGUGAGAUCCUGGAGUCGGCCUGUUCCAGCCCCUCCACGGGGUUCUGCCUGGUUACCUGGGCCAAGGGACAGAGCCCACACACUAGCACACACACCAACACACACACGCCGUCGCAAACACAGGACACGCCAGAGCCAGAGAGCAGCCAACAACCACAGGAACAGCAACCCACUGCUUUGGCUGCUGAGGAACUUGGCUUUGUGCGAUUUCACAGUGUUCUCCACAAGCGGACAGUCGUGUCAGCGUCUGAUCUCAGAGAAGAGGUGCUGUCUCUCUACCACACCUGGAGGGGGUGCUGUGGAGUCUUGCUUUUCCUCUACUCCGUCAUCCUCACCAAGGGCAUUGAAAACAUAAGGAAUGAGAUCCAGGACACAAUGGAGCCUCUCAUAGACCCUGUUCACGGCCAUGGAAGUCAGAGCCUGGUGAACCUUCUCGUAACUGGCCAUGCUGUCUCUAAUGUCUGGGAUGGAGACAGGGAGUGUUCUGGCAUGAAACUACAUGGAAUUCAUAAACAGGCAUCAGUUGGCUUCCUCACGCUCAUGGAAUCACUGCGCUACUGCAAGGUCGGGGCAUUCCUCAAAUCUCCAAAAUUCCCUAUUUGGAUACUUGGCAGCGAAACACACCUCUCUGUAUUUUUCACCAAGGAGAUGUCACUGGUAGGUCCAGAGUCUCCGUCAGAACAGGCAAGGAGGGUCUUCCAGUCAUUUGAUCCCGAAGAUAAUGGCUUCAUACCAGAAUCUCUGCUGGAGGACGUGAUGAAGGCUCUUGACCUUGUCUCAGAGCCCGAGUAUGUCAGUCUGGUCAAAAGCAAACUGGAUCCAGAGAGCUUGGGUAUAAUUCUUCUGGGCCCGUUCCUGUUGGAGUUCUUCCCUGAUCAGGAUUCAGGAAUCCCAGACUCAUUUCCCGUCUACCACUACAAUGGUCUUAAACAGUCCAACCACAAAGAGAGGGUGGAGUACGUAGAAGGGACGGCUCUGGUGCUAGGUUUCGAGGACCCGAUGGUUCGGACGGACGACACCCCGGUGAAGCGCUGCCUACAGACCAAGUGGCCCUACAUCGAGCUGCUGUGGACCACCGACCGCUCCCCGUCGCUCAACUAACACCGACAGUCCUGUGUGUCUGUGGAUGGACCAGUACUGCCCCACCACACACACACACCCCCCCCACAUCUUCAGCUUCCCCUCCGCACACUGACACCAGAAAAAGGUCGGCAGCUUACAAAGACUGAGACAAAAAAAAUACACAAACGAAUGAGAAACAACACAAAUGCACACCAACAUGUUCAUGGACUGAGCAUUUAAAGCCUGACAUCCAUUCUUUCCAUCCUCGCUCACACAUUCCACCCAAAUGCAAACUGCAGUUAACGCUAUUGUCUGUUCACCACGGCUUGUAAUCGACACGCAGGAUGUUUAUGAUGUGAUUAUUUAAAAAGAAACAAGAAAAAAAAGAGUGAAUGUUUAUUUUUACAGCUCUGCUCUGUGCCGACACCUCAGCUACAGUUUGGCAGUAGACAGAAACUGUUUAGAGGACAAACUAGUCUGAUUCGACUCGAGUGUGUCAUCGAAUCUACAUGCUGAUCCACAUAUAGAGCCAGUCGACUGUGAAACACUACUGUUAAUCCAGCUACAGGACUGUUAGAGGGAAAACCUACCAAAGCCUUCCACAUAAAGACACACAGACAGACACACACACACAUACACACAAGCACACACACACACACCGUCACUCCCACUGCUAUGAGUUUACAGCGUAAAGGGACCAACCCAGACGCAGAGAUCUGGAGAUCUGAACAGAAGGUUUUCCAUGUUUUAUUCGAGAUGAAGCUGGUUCAGGUGCUCUAUGAUGUGUGUGUGUGUGUGCGCGCGCUCCGUGCACGACACUGGGAUGUUGGCCACGUGCUCAUGUAUUUAUUAUCACGCUCAAAGGUUCUGGAAUAAACACUUUUUUUGUUCAAA
This is a messenger RNA of Acanthochromis polyacanthus (spiny chromis), 2607 nucleotides long. It is a transcript of the gene mindy3, whose product is annotated as MINDY lysine 48 deubiquitinase 3. Gene Ontology annotation, molecular function: cysteine-type deubiquitinase activity; K48-linked deubiquitinase activity; calcium ion binding. The record is from RefSeq and is a predicted model, not a curated record. Bases 238 to 1752 code for a protein of 504 amino acids. Lineage: Eukaryota; Metazoa; Chordata; Actinopteri; Pomacentridae. The transcript is spliced from 16 exons. Gene Ontology annotation, biological process: protein K48-linked deubiquitination.